Elephantulus edwardii (Cape elephant shrew) is the source of this 717-nucleotide messenger RNA. RefSeq names its product glutathione S-transferase-like. Lineage: Eukaryota; Metazoa; Chordata; Mammalia; Macroscelidea; Macroscelididae. The transcript has 6 exons. The record is from RefSeq and is a predicted model, not a curated record. Gene Ontology annotation, biological process: xenobiotic metabolic process; glutathione metabolic process. Gene Ontology annotation, molecular function: glutathione transferase activity. Bases 1 to 717 code for a protein of 238 amino acids.
AUGGCUGGGAAGCCCAAGCUUCACUACUUCAAUGGACGAGGCAGAAUGGAAACCAUCCGGUGGCUCUUGGCUGCAGCUGGAGUGGAGUUUGAAGAAGAACUUUUUGAAACACGUGAAGAAUUUGAAAAAUUAAUCCAAGGUGGAACUCUGCUGUACGACCAAGUGCCUAUGGUUGAGAUCGAUGGGAUGAAUUUGGUAGAAACCAGAGCCAUCCUCAGAUACCUAGCUGCAAAAUAUGACUUGUAUGGAAGGAACCUGAAAGAACAAGCCUGGAUCGACAUGUAUGUGGAAGGCUUGAAGGACUUGAGUGAUAUGAUUAUGUACUUUCCACUGUCUCUACCCGAAGAGAAGGAAAAGAAUCUCAACUACAUCCUAGAGAGAGCCACGACAAGAUUCUUUCCUGUUUAUGAGAAGGCACUAAGAAACAAUGGGCAAGAUUUUCUUGUGGGCAACCGAAUUAGUUGGGCUGAUAUACAACUCUUUGAAGUCAUCUUAAUGACUGAAGAGUGCAAAUCCGAUGUCCUCUUGGAUUUCCCUCUGCUACAGGAAUUUAAGGUCAGAAUGAGUCAUAUCCCCACAAUUAACAAGUUCCUCCAGCCUGGAAGUCAAAGGAAGCCCCCUCUGGAUGAAGACUCCAUGAAGACUGUGAAGAACAUAUUCAGAUUUGAACAUGGCAUGUUUCUUAAAAACAUGACCACGAUAGUAGCCGAGUAUUAG